Physcomitrium patens is the source of this 1563-nucleotide messenger RNA. RefSeq names its product histidine-containing phosphotransfer protein 1. Gene Ontology annotation, biological process: phosphorylation; cytokinin-activated signaling pathway; phosphorelay signal transduction system. Gene Ontology annotation, molecular function: protein histidine kinase binding; histidine phosphotransfer kinase activity. Gene Ontology annotation, cellular component: cytoplasm; nucleus. The record is from RefSeq and is a predicted model, not a curated record. NCBI's taxonomy places the organism in Eukaryota, Viridiplantae, Streptophyta, Bryopsida, Funariales, Funariaceae.
GAGGAGGGGGCUGGGAUGGGGUGGGAUGCUCCGAAGAGGGAAAGACUGUUUCGCUUGGAACUUGUCAGCAUUAACAGUAGCUUUAGCAACCCCUUCCCCCUCCCUCCCUCCCCCUCCCGCUGCGUUUUGCCCUCUUCCUCUUCUUCCUUUUCUUCUUCCACAUUCCUCUUGCUCUUCUUCUCCCAUCCCCACCAUCCCUCUCCCUCCCCUCCCCUCCCCUCCCCUCUCCACCACCAUCGCUUUCUCUCUCUCCUUCUCUCUCCUUCCCUGCUCGCUCUCUUCCUCUUCUUCUUCUUCUGGCCUGCUGUUGUCGUAGCGUCGUGGCCUGGGACAGUUCUGAGAGCUUUUGUCUCGUAUUGUUUUCUCUGGGAAUCCCCUCUUCUCUUCUCUCCUCUCCCUCCUGGUUUGGUGCGUGGUUAUGCGUGGUAUUUGAAGCCAGCGGGUGAGCGGUUCGGGUGUCUGUGGAUGUUUCAUUCGGUUUCGGAGCGUUUCCGUGCUGCUUGGAUUUUCCUUUCUGGUGUUUGGUUUUCUUAUUGGGCAGUUAGGAUUCGAGAGGGUGAAGAGAAGCAGGGAAGUCUGGCGGGGUUUGCGAGAGCAGUUGUUGGUGGUGUGAGCCACCUGGCUACAUGUGCUCGUCGUGGGCGCGGAGGGUGUGAGCAGAAGCAGCCAGUGAUGGCGGAGGACGCGAAGAAGGCGAAGUUGGUGGCCCCGGUGGUGGACGGACCUGGGGGGAGUGCUGUAGUGCAGCCUUCUGCUGCUCCUGCUGCGGCUGCCGCUCCUGUCGCUCUCCCCCCACCGGAGCCGGAGAAGAAGGUGGAGGAGGAACAGGUUGACUACAGCGUGGACGAGCUUCUUGCGCAGCAUCAGGACUUGGUUGAUAGUUUGCUUGCUGAGGGUAUUUUGGACGAUCAGUUCACCCAGCUCCAGAUGUUGCAAGAUGAGAGUAAUCCAGGAUUUGUGGAAGAGGUGGUGACUCUGUUUUUUGAUGAUUCUGAGAAGCUCCUCAACAACCUUACGGACUCUCUGAAGACAGAUCCCAUAGAUUACAAGACUGUGGAUGGUCAUGUUCAUCAAUUUAAAGGGAGCAGCUCCAGCAUUGGUGCACAACGAGUGAAGGAAUUGUGCAUAAAGUUCCGGAUUUGUUGUGAAAAUGGAGACAAGCAAGGGUGUCUCGGCCACCUAGUGAAGGUGAAAGAAGAGUUCAACACUGUCCGGACUAAACUCGGGAAAAUUCUUGAGCUGGAGAACCAAAUUGUGGCCAAGGGAGGCGUUCUUCCUCUUGUGGAGUGCUGAAACAGCCUUUCAAAAUUGUAGUUUAGUUCUUGCGUGUACAUGCAUCUAGGGCUGCAGUAUUCUAGAGGCACUCUAGUCUAGAUCUCCUGUACUUCAAGGUGUCGCAGCAGAUGGCCAGUCAGGGUGGGUUCUUUUGAAUUUCUUUCAAUUCUACUGCUAUUGGACCAACAUCAAUGAUGAACAUUUGAUACGCGUGUUUGAAGUAUUAUUCUCAAGAAACAUAUCUGAAAAGCCAGAAAACAAUGCUGUUUUCAAGAAUCUCUGCCCAAA